AAAUCGGAUCACGUUACUUCACCGUUAUCUCCCAGGAUGCCGAACAUCAAGGUUUUCAGUGGCAGCUCGCAUCCCGAUUUGGCGCAAAAAAUCGUCGAUCGACUCGGAAUCGAUCUAGGUAAAGUUGUAACCAAGAAAUUCAGUAACAUGGAAACAUGCGUUGAGAUCGGCGAAUCUGUUCGAGGCGAAGAUGUUUACAUCGUUCAGAGUGGCUGCGGCGAAAUUAAUGACAAUCUUAUGGAGCUGCUCAUCAUGAUUAAUGCUUGUAAAAUAGCAUCCGCUUCCCGCGUCACAGCCGUCAUCCCCUGCUUCCCGUACGCGAGGCAGGAUAAGAAAGACAAAAGCAGAGCUCCCAUAACUGCGAAACUCGUCGCUAACGUCUUAUCGGUCUCCGGGGCCGAUCAUAUAAUAACGAUGGAUCUACACGCGUCACAAAUUCAAGGUUUCUUCGAUAUCCCCGUCGAUAACCUUUUCGCGGAGCCGGCGGUUCUGAAAUGGAUCAAAGAGAAUAUUCCAGACUGGAAAACUAGCACCGUGGUAUCUCCCGACGCCGGUGGUGCUAAGAGGGUGACAUCUAUUGCUGAUCGUUUGAACGUUGAGUUUGCUCUCAUCCACAAAGAGAGAAAAAAAGCGAAUGAAGUAGCUUCGAUGGUACUCGUUGGUGAUGUGAAGGAUCGGACUGCUAUCUUGGUAGACGAUAUGGCUGAUACCUGUGGAACGAUCUGCCACGCUGCGGAGAAGUUGAUAGAAGCUGGAGCAAUUAAGGUAUAUGCUAUUCUUACUCAUGGUAUUUUCUCUGGACCAGCUAUUUCGCGCAUCAAUAACGCCUGCUUAGAAGCUGUAGUCGUAACUAACACUAUUCCGCAAGAAAAGCACAUGCAGGACUGUACUAAAAUACAGUGUAUCGAUGUGUCGAUGAUGUUGGCAGAGGCUGUGAGACGUACGCAUAAUGGAGAGUCCGUGUCCUAUCUCUUCUCUAAUGUUCCAUACUAGUGUAGUUUUUUUCAUCAACGUAAUUAGAUUAAGGUCUACAACAUCGGUAAAAGCUGCUCAUCCAUUUGCAACUGAAAGUUUUUUAAAGUAGAUUCAGCGUUAUUGAAACGUUUGCUAUCCUGCUACUGUUUCUCUAAUCAACGCUGUAAACAUAUUGAUUUAUUCAAUGAUAGUAACUCAAUAUGAUGUUUCUGAAUGCCGAUGACUUAGUUUUAGGUAUUAUCUCAUUAAGUUAAAUAAGUAUAGCAUUUUUCAUGGACUAUAUUAAUGCAUAAAAAUGUUUUUGAAUGAUAAAUACAUUUUAUAUAUAAAUUACAUGUAUUAUUGUGAAGUUUUUAAUGAUUCAAUAUCUACACUGUCUGAAUUUGAUAGAUCUACCUUACCUGCCAUAAUAUUAAAGGUUGAUCAAUUAUUAUGCAUUUACAUUUAUAGUGAUAAUAAUUUGAGCUAGAUUAUUGUAUGAAUUUCAUUAUAUUUUCAAUAAAAAAAUAAUAUGUAUCUAUUUUUUGCCAUGUACUAACAAAUAUUGAACAAUUUUUUGCAUAAUGAAGUAGACGAAGAUUUUUUUUUUAAUCAAAUUUAUUAUAAAAGCAUAAAAUCUUUUGACAAAUAAUAAUUGUAGCAAAUUUUAUAAUGUGGCCUUUUUAUUGUAAAAGCACUUAAUGAAAUUAAUUGUAGUUUGGCUAUUUUAUACAAUCUGUUAUUUUGUAUGUAUAGAAUAGAUUGUAUGAAUCCUAAAAAUAUUAUAAAUAAAUUUGUUUAUUUCGUGGCAAUCGCUUGUUGCCAUUUAAUAUGUAUAUUAUAAGAAUUUUUCAAAUUAUACAAAAAAAAAAUGCUAUGUAUAUGAGGUCCAUAAAGUAAGACAUUAAUAAAAAAAUAUGUAAAGAA
Molecule: messenger RNA, 1881 nt
Organism: Melitaea cinxia (Glanville fritillary)
Lineage: Eukaryota; Metazoa; Arthropoda; Insecta; Lepidoptera; Nymphalidae
Gene: Prps
Product: ribose-phosphate pyrophosphokinase 1
Exons: 1
Coding region: 37-993 (318 amino acids)
Biological process (GO): 5-phosphoribose 1-diphosphate biosynthetic process; ribonucleoside monophosphate biosynthetic process; purine nucleotide biosynthetic process
Cellular component (GO): cytoplasm; ribose phosphate diphosphokinase complex
Molecular function (GO): magnesium ion binding; ribose phosphate diphosphokinase activity
Source: RefSeq, a predicted model, not a curated record